GUCGUGUCGUUACCAUUGUCAAGUAAUCUGAGAAGUGAAUUUUCUCGUUUCUAGCGUAUAUUAUAAUAAUUGUGAUUUUAAAAACUUAAUAUAAACCAUCGUCUAAAUGGUUAAUCGGUAUGUAUAAUUGGCCUACCACUUGAGUCAGGCGAAUAAACAUGCUCAAGAGCAGAGUCUUCACUUGACCUCUUGUCAAGUGGACACCAGCUAUUUCGUCUAGAAAUAGUAUAUACCUAUGUACUAUAAGUGGGCACGUACUUAUUGUGUCUAGUUGUUGGGCAUGUAUAGAUCAAAAAGAAAUCUACAAUGCCAUUCAAAAUACGCCUAAAAAAAAGUCGACAAUACAACGUUGUAUCAAAAUCGUUGUAUGUCAUCUGUGUUGAAUUGUUGGAUAGUACGUCAAUAGAAUGUACACUCUCUGCAGAAAGUGUGGGACAAGAAUGUUUAGACAGCGUUUGUCAAAGACUGGGUUUACACCAGCCAGAAAUUUUAGGAUUGCGCUACAUAUCACGUAGUGGUAAUCCUCGUUGGGUAGAUUUAAGCAGACCUCUAAAACGACAAUUGGAUAAGUUUGCAUGCCAUUUCAGCCUUUAUUUAAGAGUGAUGUACUAUGUGUCUAAUGUAACAUUUAUAAAGGAUGAAAUGACUAGAUAUCACUUUUUUCUUCAACUAAAAAUGGAUGUAAUCGAAGGUCGCAUCAUAUGCGAUGCUGAUCAAGCAGUAUUAUUAGCUAGUUAUAGUAUGCAAGCCGAAUUUGGAAACCACGAUUUAGAAAAGCAUACGUCAGAAUAUCUUAAAGACUUUGCCUUAUUUCCAAAGCAUUUAACACAACAAGAGCGCCUGGAGAGUCUCGUCGAAGCUGUUAUCUGUCAACACUUGGCUUUGGCGGGUUUACCCCAAGGGACUGCCGAAGAGUAUUAUAUUGUUGCUGCACAACAUCUAGAAGGAUACGGACAGGAAAAAUUUCACGUUAAAGACGAUAAUAGUGCUGAAGUUGCAUUAGCUAUAAGUCUCAAAGGUGUAACCAUACAAAAUCAAAACAAAACGGUAACAGUUUAUCAAUGGGAAGAUAUAGCAAAUGUAAUAAACCAUAAAAGAUAUUUUAGCAUGGAAGGACAACAUGACAAUUUUAUACAGUUUCAGUGCAACGAUGUGGAAACUGCUAAAUAUGUAUGGAGCAUGUGUAUUUUACAGCAUAGGUUUUACGGAUUGUAUGAAAAAAUUGAUCAAACUGGUGACAACAAAGCCGAUGUAUUAGGAAAGUCUUUAGAUAUGCAAAUUGAUAAUAAUGCCGACAGCAGCCGCGAUGAAUUAGAUGCAAUAGAUACUCCUGACUCGAAUGUUAUUAGAGGACCGUUUUCUUUGAACGGUAUCCGUGCUCAAUCAACCUCUUGUUUGGAUUUAUCUUCGCAAACCAGUGAAAAAUUUCGAUUAGACAAAACUGGACAUAAGUCAAUAUCAAAAUUGCCUUCCUAUCGUUUGGCCCCUGAUUAUGAAACUGCUGUUCAGCGUAAAUAUUUACAAGGCAAUUACUUCAAUCAGAAUGCUAAUUUGAUUCCUACUACAUCAAUUAGUCAUCAAGACAUCAAUCUUCAUCAGUUUAACAAUGAUUAUAAACAAUUUCCUGAUGUGACACAGGUCAACAUGGCAUCGACUGAUCGUCCCAUUCACGGACAAACAUCAGAUUUAGAUAUUUCUACUCGAGAUUCUGAGUAUGUACAAAUAUAUAAGCCACCACCACCCUAUCCGAUAAGUAAUAGUACACCGGAUUUAGCCAGAGCAUAUCCAUUGGGGUAUAUUCAAAAUCCAGUGAGUGGCUCUAGUCCAGACCUGUUGUCAUCCAGGGUUCAUCAUUUUCAUGUUGCACCACAACGAUACAAUGCUAGCCAUAUGCUGUCCAACACGGAUACCCAUAGGACCUACACGAAUCUGAACGCUUUACUGGGAUCAAGACAGAAUUUAAACGAACUUCGAAGUGGUUUUAAUGGUAACAACAUGAUGUACUAUAUGGGUCAAUAUGGACCAAUUUUAAAUCAGCCACACACUGGUUUGCUCGUUAACGAACAACCUCAUAAUUGUAAUAACGUUGUGGCUAAAUUUACUGAGCCUAUAUACGAAAAUGUGCCAUUGCUGUGGAACUCUAAGGAAGUUCGUAGUCGGGCUGCCAGUGUGCAGUCGGCUCCAGAGAUUAAAUCACCUACCAAAGUUUCUCAACCAGUGCCGCCGCCUCAGCCUGUAAAAGAAGACGUGGUUAAACCACAGAAGGAAACCACUCCGGUAAAAAACGUCGCUUUAGAUGUUAGCAGCAGUUCAAACGUUUCGUCACAAAUUAAUUCAACAAUAAUUAGUCAUUCGGCUGAACAGUCCUUUGAUUCUUCAAAUCAAAGCAGCAAUAGUGGUACGUUAAAGAAAGAAGGCAGAAGUAAAAAUCGUCGGAAAUGGGCUGGCCUUUUAGGCGGAGCUGGUAAAAGUAAAACUCUAAGUAGGAGUGGAGGCGGCGUUAGCAGUGAAGAAUUCAAUCAACGCCAUUCCACUGUUUCAGGACUUCCCAUCCCUUCUACCAUUUCAAAGGAUACCAUGUGCAAUAUAUUGCAACAUAAAUUAGAAGAUGCUCAACUGUUUCAAGAAUUCGAUAAAAUAACAAAAGUUAAACCCAACGCUGAAUUUUCAACUGCGUUUGUACUUGAGAAUUAUUCGAGAAAUAGACACAAGGAUAUUCUUCCGUAUGAAGAAAAUCGAGUGCGGUUAUCGCCGAGCAAGGAAAAUCGUUUUGGUUACAUUAAUGCAUCUCACAUAACAGCUUCAGUUGGAAAUGAACAAAGAUUCUACAUAGCCACACAAACCCCAUUACCAGGCACCGUUAAUCACUUUUGGCAAAUGGUGUGGGAGGCGGGUGUUCAUCUUAUUCUUGACCUUUCUUGGCCAAAGACUAACGCCUCAGACGAUAGCUACGGUGAAUACUUUCCAACAGUGGCUGAUCAUUCUGUACAAUUUGGCGAGUACCACGUAUGGCUUCAGUUUACACAGGAAACGGGACAUUGUGUCACUAGUAAACUAAAACUGCAACAUAACUCGUCCAGACGAUCCAGAAGUGUUUGGCACUUGCAAUACGUUCAGUGGGCCGAACAGGACUGUCCAGCAAAUGUUUCACACUUUCUUGGUUUUUUGGAAGAAAUGAGUUCAGUUCGAGAACACACCAUAACCGAAAUACCGACUGGACAAAAUCGUAAUCCGCCAAUUCUCGUGCAUUGCAGUACGGGAGUAGGAAGAACCGGCCUUACAGUAUUAAGUGAUCUACUGUUGUACACCUUGGAUCACAAUCAAGAAUUGGACAUACCAAAAACAAUAUCAUUAGCUCGGCACCAGCGCAUGCUGUUUGUGGAAACUGUCACUCAAUAUAAAUUUGUACACUCGUUGCUCAUUUAUUACUUGAAAAAUUCACGCCUAAUUUAAUUGCCGUCAACAGCUGUUGUGGUCAGUUUGUUGUGCUCAAAAUAUCGGUAAACGUUACAGGGUCACCUUUUUUAAAUGUAUUGACUGUAUGAAAUAAUAUAUAUGUGCUGUUGUGUAUGUCUGUACGUUAGUAUUUGGUUAAUGACUAAGACGUCCUUCGAUGAACAAAUUUAUUUACCCGUGUGUAACGCAAUUAAUGUUAUACAAUAUCGGCAAUUUAGUAUUAUUUUCAUCUUUGUUUACAUAAUUUUUUUUUUCUCUAAAAUGAAAUUAAUUCAUUAAUAUUAUUUUAUUUCUCUAACAUUGAUUUGAGUUUAAAAUUGUCAUCAUUAUUUUUAUUAUUAUUAUUUUAUUAUAUGAGUAACUUAGUAAAUAAAGUAUUUACAAACAUAUAAUGUACACGAGGAGUGUAAUUAUUAUUUAGGUCAUUGCCGCCAUUUUGGCAUCAAGUAUUACUAAUGUAUAAUUUGUUAGAAUUUAUCGUUAAAAAAAAAAAUAGAAGAAUUAAUGAACAGUUUGCGUUAUACAAACAUUACAAGUGUAAUAAUUUACUAUAAAU
Messenger RNA from Adelges cooleyi (spruce gall adelgid), 4012 nucleotides. It is a transcript of the gene Pez, whose product is annotated as tyrosine-protein phosphatase non-receptor type 21. The record is from RefSeq and is a predicted model, not a curated record. The transcript has 23 exons. Gene Ontology annotation, biological process: protein dephosphorylation. The coding region runs from base 307 to 3453 and encodes 1048 amino acids. Gene Ontology annotation, cellular component: cytoskeleton. Lineage: Eukaryota; Metazoa; Arthropoda; Insecta; Hemiptera; Adelgidae. Gene Ontology annotation, molecular function: protein tyrosine phosphatase activity.